Silurus meridionalis is the source of this 857-nucleotide messenger RNA. It is a transcript of the gene myf5, whose product is annotated as myogenic factor 5. Gene Ontology annotation, biological process: positive regulation of myoblast differentiation; regulation of transcription by RNA polymerase II; muscle organ development. Bases 1 to 624 code for a protein of 207 amino acids. Gene Ontology annotation, molecular function: RNA polymerase II cis-regulatory region sequence-specific DNA binding; DNA-binding transcription factor activity, RNA polymerase II-specific; protein dimerization activity. The record is from RefSeq and is a predicted model, not a curated record. The transcript is spliced from 3 exons. NCBI's taxonomy places the organism in Eukaryota, Metazoa, Chordata, Actinopteri, Siluriformes, Siluridae.
AUGUUCGACUCUUCUAUGAAGCUGGAAUCAGACGAGGACGAGCACGUCCGGGCCCCUGGGGGCCUCCAUGAAGCGGGGAGCUGCCUGCAGUGGGCCUGUAAAGCCUGUAAGCGUAAAUCGAGCAGCGUGGAUCGCAGGCGUGCCGCCACCAUGCGAGAGAGACGCAGGCUGAAAAAGGUGAACCAUGCAUUCGAAGCUCUGCGUCGCUGCACCUCGGCCAACCCCAGCCAGAGGCUUCCCAAAGUGGAGAUCCUGAGGAACGCCAUCAACUACAUCGAGAGCCUGCAGGAGCUGUUGAGGGAACGGGUGGAGAACUACUACAGCCAAGAGAGCAGCUCUGAACCUGCCAGUCCAUCAUCAUCGUCCACCUGCUCUGACAGCAUGGCUGAGUGCAGUCCUGUCUGGUCUCAGAUCAGUUUAAACCCGGCUGCUGGAGUGUACAGUUAUGAAACUCAAAACGAAGGAGUUACGGAGAGAUCUGCAGGAGCGACGAGUUUACAGUGUUUGUCCAGCAUCGUGGAGAGACUGUCCUCCAGCAGCACGGACGCUCUUUCACCAAGUCCCUGUGAGUCGCAGUGCAGCACUCCAGAGAGUCCCAACACACUCGUCUACCACGUCCUGUAGGAGGCACACCAAGUGUGUGUGUGUGCGUGUGCGUGUGCACAUACCUGGGGUCGGGCAUCAUGUCUAAUAUCCUGUUACAGUAAUCUACAAUAUCCUUCACACACACACACACACACACACACACACACACACACAAUGUAUUUGUAAUUACACUUGCUGUAAAUAUUUCAUUCUUGUUUUAUGGAUAAUUAUCAUUUUUUGAAUGAUAUUAAUUUAGUUGAUUUUUCUGUAUU